This is a messenger RNA of Caenorhabditis remanei, 372 nucleotides long. RefSeq lists its product as uncharacterized. The transcript is spliced from 2 exons. Lineage: Eukaryota; Metazoa; Nematoda; Chromadorea; Rhabditida; Rhabditidae. The record is from RefSeq and is a predicted model, not a curated record. Bases 1 to 372 code for a protein of 123 amino acids.
AUGUCAGCCAACAAGGAGCCUGAAUUUAAAAAAAUGAACUGUGAUCCACCCAACAAACCAGGAGUCGCGAAUUCUUCGCCAGUAGUGCAAAACACUCUGGUUUCAAAAAGGAGAGAAGAUUCCUCGAAUGAAUCGAAUUCGAAGAAAAAGGUGAAAUCCCAGAUUGAUGAGAUUUUCACCGCACUCUUGUCAAAGGAAAUUCUACCAGAAGCUCCUCUACUUCCGCCUACAUCAAAUGAGUUCCAAAGCAUGUUCAAGUAUUAUUUCACCACCGAUUUAUCGAAAAACAUGUUUCCCCCGCUGCCAAAUAUAUUUGGAUUAGGGAAAUCCCGCGAGUCCCCACUCAACCCAAAGGACAAGAAGACCGAAUGA